GCCACCCUGUGGACACGUCGGGUCACUGCGCUGUUUAUUUCAGACAGGCACCUUCUCAGGCAGCACUGCGGGGUCCUGUUUGGAGUGAAUGGAAGCUAAUAAACAUUUGUUUUUCGUGUCUUAAGAAAAAUCAGCUUUAUACGUUGACGUUUAAAGAGCGUGUCGCUUACCAGCGUGUCGCUGCCGCUCAUCUUCCAGCUGAGAUGGACGGUUAUCCUGGCGUCAUCGGCGACUCCACUAAGCACCAAGAAAGACAUUACUACCUGUUAUCGGAACUGCAAAGCUUAGUCAAAGAUUUACCAAGCUCCUUCCAGCAGCGCCUGUCCUACAACACGCUCAGCGACCUGGCUCUGGCGCUCAUCGACGGGACGGUCUAUGAGAUCGUACAGGGCCUGUUGGACAUCCAGCACCUGACAGAGAAAAAUCUGUACAACCAGAGGCAAAAGCUGCACUGCGAACACCAAGCGCUCAAGCAAGAUCUUGCAAGAAAGCACAAGGAAGCCCUUCAGUCAUGCAAGUCUCACAACCUUGCGCUUCUCAAAUCAAACCAACAAGCGGAGCUGGAGUCUCUGGAAACACGUGUACGGGAGGAGCAACGGAUGAUGGAUAAGAAGAUCGUAGCAGAAAUGGAUCAAAAGGUGCUGGACCAGCAGAACACCCUGGAGAAGGCUGGAGUCCCUGGGUUUUAUAUCACCACUAAUCCUCAGGAGCUCACCAUGCAGAUGAACCUACUGGAACUGAUCCUCAAGCUUCAGCAGAAGGAGACCCAGCCUGGAAUACAAUGAGAAUGAUGACAAACAGCCUGUAUGUAAACAGGAGCGAUAGAUACAUCCACAGGGCAUCUGUUGCUGUCACCGUGUGACAAGAGCUCCGAGAGCAAACAAGUGCAUGGAAAUGUGGAUGUUGUUCUAUUGCCAUCUUAGGUGAACAGGACAAGCUGACCUGAGCAGCAUUCAAGCCCAGGGGGAGAGCAGUAGCAGGCUGUGACAGCGUGUACAGAGCUUAAGACAUAAUAUAAUGCAAGCACCCAAAGACGCUCUUGUAAUAUUGUUGUCUCUACAUAAGUGGCCUUCGAGGGACGUUUUGUUGUCCCAGUUCUGAGUAGAAACAGUGAACCGACCUUUACCACUGACCUCACAUGUGAAAUACUUCACCGUCCUCCUGAUAUUGCAAAUUGAUGAUCUUUGUCUGUUCGGGUUCUGUUUUAAAUAUACUUAAUAUUUUGAUUUAUUUUCAAAAAUGAUUUCUCUCAUUUAGUCUUUACUAUUGCACUUGCUUUUGUACUAGAAGAUAUUGCAGUGUUUAAAUAACCCCAAGCCAUGUGUUUAAAAUGUCAGCGAACAUGUUAGAUACUAUAGUGCCGUCUGAGGAAAACCAACACAGGUAACGACUCAGCAGACUUCCAUGAGUUUGUGUUUUGUCAGAAGUGAACCUGUUAAUACUGAUGCACAUGUUUUGUAGGGAUGCCUUUAUUUAUUUAAAGAGCUACUGAUGCACACGUUUUGUAGGAAUGCAUUUCUUUAUUUAUUUAUUUAAAGGGCAGAGGAGAUCAAACACCUGUUUGUUUGUGCUCCUUUGACCAAAACCAACAGUUGCUGUCUUUAUUAACUUCCUUUGUCCAGACUGUGGUCAACGCUUCUAAUUGACCACAACAUGAGAUAAUACUGACCAUAUUUAUUUCGUCUUACUGUCUAUGUUGAUCUCAAAUAAAUUCUCCGUAGACCUACA
Molecule: messenger RNA, 1728 nt
Organism: Betta splendens (Siamese fighting fish)
Lineage: Eukaryota; Metazoa; Chordata; Actinopteri; Anabantiformes; Osphronemidae
Gene: dgcr6
Product: DiGeorge syndrome critical region gene 6
Exons: 6
Coding region: 204-785 (193 amino acids)
Source: RefSeq, a predicted model, not a curated record